Molecule: messenger RNA, 1626 nt
Organism: Torulaspora globosa
Lineage: Eukaryota; Fungi; Ascomycota; Saccharomycetes; Saccharomycetales; Saccharomycetaceae
Gene: EXO5
Product: Exo5p
Exons: 1
Coding region: 1-1626 (541 amino acids)
Biological process (GO): interstrand cross-link repair
Cellular component (GO): mitochondrion; nucleus
Molecular function (GO): single-stranded DNA 5'-3' DNA exonuclease activity
Source: RefSeq, a predicted model, not a curated record
AUGAAAGCCUUUUGUCGUCGAUUUUCCACAAAUGCUACGUCUUUCACCCAUCAGGGUCGACCCCUUCCAGAGGGAGGUCUAUUAACAAGAAAGGAAAGAGAUCAAAUCUCAGCUUUACCAUUUUUCAUUGAAUCGUCUCAUGGAAGAUCCCGAACAAGGAGGACGAGCACCAGGCAAGAGUACUUGGAAAAAAAGCUUCCAGAUGUCCGGAGAGCCUUCGGUUGUGACCCAGAUAACCCUGGAUAUCUUCCUUUUAAGCUUCCUAAGGAGCGACCAAACCCGUACUGGGAUGCCCAUCUUGGGCGGACAGUCGAUCCCGACACUGGCAAACAGACAUUACACGGCAAGCCCAGACUAUCUGUUACCAAGCUUUUGACCAAACGAUGGUGCGAGUUGCGAGAGUCCUAUGACAUCUAUGCGAAGGCACCCAUCUAUGAGCAUCCUCAAGUCAUAGAAGGGUUGGAAACGCACCAAAAGCUGGAAGAUGAGACGCAUCGAAUCCCAGAAGAUUGGCACGAAUUUAUGGAGCAUUUCGAGGUUGCCAUCCCUACCGAUGAAUACCAUGAAUUGGUUGGGUCGUGGUAUGAAAGUAUCGGCAAGUUAGUUAAUCUUUUUACGGUGGGCGAAGCUAGGGAAGUACUGUGUCAUGGGUUUCUAGACCCAAACUCAUGUCAGAUGGUUGAGGGUCCUGUGGUUUCAGAAGAAGAAGUACUGGUCAGUGGAGUUAUAGAUCACCUUGUUUUGACGCGCCGAGCUCGCUUUCAUGGUAAACCACUGGGGUUAAUUGGCUGCAUUGAGAGCAGACCGAAUUUGUACAUAGCCGACGUCCUAAACCAGAUAGAGGGCCAGAAAGAACUACUCAAACAAAAAUAUGGGAUUGUUCUGAGUGAUAUCAAGACAAGGUCCAUUCGAAAAAUUCCAACACAGAAUAGUGUCGUCAAAUCGACAAAACUGCAGGUUAUGUAUUACAGAUCAUUUCUCGAAACUUUGGGCUCCAGUCCAUCUGGCACCUAUCAAAGGCUUCUCCUAAACGCCCAAAGGCGCAAAAUGGAUAUCGACAGGCCGAUUGAACCCUCAAAAUUGAUCAGUAUGAUGGCUGCGACCGAUUUGAUCAUAUCGGAUAUGAGAUGCUUACGAGACGGAGAGAAUAUUGGGUUUGAAACAUACGACGGCUAUUUUUCGGGCAGAGACCAGGGUGAUGCUUACGAUGUGACCCAUUUUUACGACCUGAUCACCGACGUAAGUGUGAUCCAAAAAUUCGAAGAAUUCUUCACCUUGUGGUCGAGGCCCCCGACGCUGAGAUACUUUGCCGCAAGACUAGCUCAAAUGUAUCAUGAGGUUGCUCCAUUGCUAAGUGACACAUUGCUAAUUGAAUAUUACUGCCAAGGGGAAAACUUUCAUAAUAUCGUUUUUGAUUACGAUCCUGAAUUAAUGAAAUCGGAAUGUUUCAAUAGUGCAAGUUUCUGGUUCGGGAAGAGAGAUAUCGAGCCAAUCAAACCGACUUUGAAAAAUGUCAUGACCUACUGCAAGCAUUGCGAUUAUGAAGAGGUCUGCCUAUGGAGAAAGCAGAUCACUGAUAAAUGUCGUCAGCUUGGGAGCGAUCUGGAGAAAAUAACUGAAGAAUAA